Racocetra fulgida is the source of this 901-nucleotide messenger RNA. The record is from the annotation of a GenBank genome assembly. Lineage: Eukaryota; Fungi; Glomeromycota; Glomeromycetes; Diversisporales; Gigasporaceae.
AGCUUUUUUUGAUGAUUUAAAUGCAUUAGCAUUUGUACUUUGUCCUAUUAAGCUAGCUAUAUCUACUCUUGAAUCACAAGAUUGUUUACUAGCUGAUUGCUUUAUUGGUCUAGUUCGUCUGGGUGCAGCAAUUAAAAAACUUCCAGAAAAUGAUCAUCGCAAUUUUCGCCAACAAGCAAUUGCAAUUUUUAAUAAAAGGUUUAUUGAAUUUGACGAUGAUUCAUAUAUUUUAUAUGUAUGGGCAAAAGGAACUUUUCGGCGUAUUCUUUUUGCAGCAGAUGCCAUUUAUGAAAAAAUGGGUAAAAAGUCAAAAGAAAGAACAAUGCUAAUGUCUCAAAUGAAAAGUUAUCGAACUCGUGUUUCACUAUUUGAUGAAUCAUUUGAUGAUAAUGAAUCUCCUUUAAUCUGGUGGUCUUCACUUGAGGAUAAUUUUUUAAAAAAUGAAGAUCAUAUUUCUGGAUGUGAGAGAAUUUGGUCAACUUUAGGGUGGUAUUAUGGCAAACAUUGUACACGUCUUUCUUUGGACAAAAUUGAAAACAUGCAAAAACUUUUUGCUUUUUAUUAUGCAAAUUCAAAAAAUAAAUUGCCUUAUUAUUCUUCUAAUAUUAAAGAUUUACAUGAAGCAUUAUCUGAUAUGAACUUUUUUGAAAAUGAUGAUUAUGACGAAGAAUCUAUUGAUGAAGAAAGAUUUAUGAAUGAAAGGUCCACUAACGAUGAAGAUAAUUCUAUCUUACUGAAAGAAGAAAUACUUAAAAUUGAAGAAUUAGUGAAUCUCGAUUCAACUAGUUUUACAGAUAGUUUAGACGAAAUAAUUGUUGAUACUAAUUUUGAAUUUCCUGAAGAGAAAAAUAUUGUUCAGAAUAAUGAUACUGAGAAUGGUGAUGAGGAAGAGAAAGAUUGA